Pollicipes pollicipes is the source of this 749-nucleotide messenger RNA. RefSeq names its product alpha-1-macroglobulin-like. The annotation marks the transcript as partial. NCBI's taxonomy places the organism in Eukaryota, Metazoa, Arthropoda, Thecostraca, Pollicipedomorpha, Pollicipedidae. Gene Ontology annotation, molecular function: endopeptidase inhibitor activity. The record is from RefSeq and is a predicted model, not a curated record. The transcript has 6 exons.
AUGACACCUGUCUGGCUGCUUCUUCUGUGUGGCGUGGUGGCAGCCGAGCGCCGGUACCUGUUCACAGCGCCCAAUGUCUUCUUCGCCGGCACGCCUGAGCGGGUGUGUCUGACCCUGUUCGACGUGCCCGAGACCGGCAACCUGACGCUGACGUUCAGGAGAAGUGAGAGUAGCCCGACGUUCGCACAGCACACCCAGCAGGUGUCGGGCGUGGCGGGUGGAUCUAAACAGACCUGCUUUGCAAUUCAGCUACCAAAUCAGAGAAUUUCUAGCGCCUGGAUGGGUUUGGAAGUGACUUACCCAUCCGCCGUCGACUACACCAUAUCAGGAAGUCUACGCGUCCGUAUCUAUUUAAGCGACGUUCCUGAAGAGCAUCACUUCCUUCAGACGGACAAGUACAUAUACAAGGCGGGCCAGCUGGUCCGCUUCCGCGUCUUCUCCGUCGACUCGAACCUGAGGCCGAUUUCGGAGCCGUUGCCGCAGAUUUACAUCGAAUCGCCGGCCGGGACGAGGGUGGCGCAGUGGACAGAUGUGACUGGUCAGAGCGGGCUGGUGCAGCUGGAGAUGCAGCUGGCCGAGGAACCCAGUCUGGGUGAAUGGAACAUACACGUAGCGACAAGUGGCGGGCGUAAGGUGAAAAAGACAUUCAAGGUCGAGGAAUUUGUGUUGCCCAGGUUCGAGGUCAACAUCCAGGGUCCUCCAUUCAUUCUGGGUGACGCCGAAGAAGUGGCGUGGAAGGUGUGCGGAAG